This is a messenger RNA of Penicillium verrucosum, 501 nucleotides long. RefSeq lists its product as uncharacterized. The record is from RefSeq and is a predicted model, not a curated record. The transcript has a single exon. Bases 1 to 501 code for a protein of 166 amino acids. Lineage: Eukaryota; Fungi; Ascomycota; Eurotiomycetes; Eurotiales; Aspergillaceae.
AUGAAAGCAACCGAGGUCUCCGCGACAGAGUUGAGAACAAUCUGCCACCGCUGGCAGCUCUCCAAACCCAUCGACGAGAUGGCACGGAUGUUUAUAUUCCCAACGCACCCGGAAAACUAUGUCGUGAUGCAUUCACCAGGAGCUCCGGCCGAAAAUGGGCCGGACUGCGGGGUGGAGGUCAUCGGGGGGCACAUGGCCAAGAUUCAAUAUGUUGAUCUCAUGGACAGCGAAAUUCCGAAGUGGUUGGCGGAUCAGCGAGAGGAGGAGUAUGAGAUGGUGGAGUACUUGGUUGCGAAACUCGAAACUGGAAGCAAGUUCUUCUAUGUCAUGAACGAAUUCAUGGAUACCGAGGGUGGUUGCAAGAUCAAGCUGCGGGCCUUUUUCCCCUCUGCUUCGCCCUGGUCAUUGGUUAAUCAACAUGCUGAGCAUCUGGCGAUUGAGUUUCGAAAUCUUCUCCAAAUGGUUUAUGGGGCGAUCGAAGAACUUGAAGACAGCUAUUGA